Saimiri boliviensis boliviensis (Bolivian squirrel monkey) is the source of this 2324-nucleotide messenger RNA. It is a transcript of the gene KCNIP4, whose product is annotated as potassium voltage-gated channel interacting protein 4. Gene Ontology annotation, cellular component: voltage-gated potassium channel complex. Gene Ontology annotation, molecular function: potassium channel regulator activity; calcium ion binding. Lineage: Eukaryota; Metazoa; Chordata; Mammalia; Primates; Cebidae. The record is from RefSeq and is a predicted model, not a curated record. Gene Ontology annotation, biological process: regulation of potassium ion transmembrane transport.
AGCCGGCUCCGCGCGCCCUGCCCGCCGCCGCCGAAGCUCUCGCUCCCAGCGCCACGGACGCCCCCGGGCCGAGCGGCGGUGCGCUCCCGUGCAGACCCGUCUGCAGACGCCCCUGGCCGGUGCACUCCCGAGCCUCGCUCCUGCACCCCGCGUCCCCAGACAUGAAUGUGAGGAGGGUGGAAAGCAUUUCGGCUCAGCUGGAGGAGGCCAGCUCCACGGGAGGUUUCCUCUACGCUCAGAACAGCACCAAGCGCAGCAUUAAAGAGCGGCUCAUGAAGCUCUUGCCCUGCUCAGCUGCCAAAACAUCGUCUCCUGCUAUUCAAAACAGCGUGGAAGAUGAACUGGAGAUGGCCACCGUCAGACAUCGGCCAGAGGCCCUUGAGCUUCUGGAAGCCCAGAGCAAAUUUACCAAGAAAGAGCUUCAGAUCCUUUACAGAGGAUUUAAGAAUGAAUGUCCCAGUGGUGUUGUUAAUGAAGAAACCUUCAAAGAGAUUUACUCGCAGUUCUUUCCACAGGGAGACUCUACAACAUACGCACAUUUUCUGUUCAAUGCAUUUGAUACGGACCACAAUGGAGCUGUGAGUUUUGAGGAUUUCAUUAAAGGUCUUUCCAUUUUGCUUCGGGGGACAGUACAAGAAAAACUCAAUUGGGCAUUUAAUCUGUAUGACAUAAAUAAAGAUGGCUACAUCACUAAAGAGGAAAUGCUUGACAUAAUGAAAGCAAUAUACGACAUGAUGGGUAAAUGUACAUAUCCUGUCCUCAAAGAAGAUGCUCCCAGACAACAUGUGGAAACAUUUUUUCAGAAAAUGGACAAAAAUAAAGAUGGGGUCGUCACCAUAGAUGAGUUCAUUGAAAGCUGCCAAAAAGAUGAAAACAUAAUGCGCUCCAUGCAGCUCUUUGAAAAUGUGAUUUAACUUGUCAAAUAGAUCCUCAAUCCAACAGACAAAUGUGAACGAUUCUACCACACUUAAAGUUGGAGCUACCACUUUUAGCAUAGAUUGCUCAGCUUGACACUGAAGCCUAUUAUGCAAACAAGCUUUGUUUUAAUAUAAAGCAAACCCCAAAAGAUUUGAGUUUCUCAGUUAUAAAUCUGCAUCCUUUACAUAAUGCCACUGAGUUCAUGGGAUGUUCUAACUCAUUUCAUACCCUGUGAAUAUUCAAAAGUAACAAUCUGGCAUAUAGUUUUAUUGAUUCCUUAGCCAUGGGAUUAUUGAGGCUUUCACAUUAGUGAUUUUAAAAUACCAGAGUGUUUUUUGCUACUCAUUUGUAUGUAUUCAGUCUUAGGAUUUUGAAUGGUUUUCUAAUAUACUGACAUCUGCAUUUAAUUUCCAGAAAUGAAAUUAAUUUUUAUGUUUGAAUGCUGUAAUUCCAUUUAUAUAUACACUUUAAGUAAACAAGAUUAUGGCAAUUAAAAAAACACAUAGUUCCAGUUUCUAUGGCCUUCCUACCUUCUGUUAGAAAUUAAUUUAUCUGGCAUUUUAAAACAACAUUUAACAAUUAGUUUAUUAUCAGAUAUUAGCAUAUGCCUAAUAAAACAUUUUAAUAAGCAUUAAUUUUGCAUAAUAUAUUAUAGCCAAGGCCUAUAUAAUUUUGGAUUUGUUCAAUCUUACAUGCUGUUUUCUAUUGUAUCAAGUAGAAGUUCAAGAAGGCAUCAAACAAAACAAGAAUGUUUACAGACAUAUGCAAAGGGUCAGGAUCUCUAUCUGCCAGUAUAUAGUAAUGCUUAAUAACAAGUACUCCUAACAGCAUUAAAGGCCAAGUCUGUCCUCUUUCCCCGACUUCCUUACAGCAUGUUUAUAUCACAAGCCAUUCAGGGACAAAGAAACCUUGACUACCCCAUUGUCUACUAGGAACCAGCAGUAAGCAAAAUUCACUUUGAAAGCACCAGUGAUUCUACUACAUUGAGGAUUACUAUCAAGAUUUAGUAGAAAAUAAAUAAGUGCUCAACAACUAAUCCAGAUUACAGUAUGAUUUAGCUCAUCAUAAAAUUCCAAAAAUUCAUAUUAUUUUUAAUGAUCUUAACCAAAACUAUAAAGUUGCCACAUUACUAAAGAAACACACAUCUUCCCUAUUUUGUAGAAAUAUCACAGAGACCAAGAGGCUACAGAAGGAGGAAAUUUGCCACUGUCUUUGCAACAAUAAAUCAGGUAUCUAUUCUGGUGUAGAGAUAGGAUGUUGAAAGCUGCCCUGCUAUCACCAGUGUAGAAAUUAAGAGUAGUACAAUACCUGUACACUGAAAUUUGCCAUCGCGUGUUCGUGUAAACUCAAUGUGCACAUUUUGUAUUUCAAAAAGAAAAAAUAAAAGCAAAAUAAAAUGUUUAUAA